CGCAUUCUUCAAAGACCCAACAUUUGCACCCAUGAGCGAUGGAAAACCGAGCGCAGCGCGUGGAUAACGCGUUGCAACAGCUGCUCUUCCGAUUGAUCCCUUGGAAGGAGGACGACGAUGAAGCAGUAGAAGACCAGCGCUUCGACGAGGCAUUGCAAGCAGCCAGACAAACACUAGAUAAUCAAGCGUCCUCGGCAGCAGCAGACGAUGUACACCAUGCCGCCGACCUGAUCAGACAAAAGCUGGUACACGAGAACAGCCGUCCGGACAAAGCCCUUCACUUCUCAAACCUCUAUUCGCGACUACUUAGCCAGCCUGUGCUUGACAGGAAAUGGGCCAUCUUGUACUUCUUGUACCGUCUUGGGGAUUCUGAAGCAGGACAAGCACUGGAUGCUGCCUCUUCGCCUACACCACGCCCACAACCUCCCUUGCGCCAGCAAAGCAGCGAUGCCCCUGCUUUCAAUGAUGCUUUCUCUCGCAAUGGGCUACCCCGAGUGCCCAAUCCGGAGGACCCAGAACCUGUGCGACUGCCGCAAACAAGGGAAAGGAUGCCGCUACGCGCAUCCACACGCUCAAUAGAAGCAUCACCGGAGCCCACGGCUUCAGGUAACCCGCUAGAUGCGCCUUCGGAAGCUCAAUUGCUUCGCGACUUGCCUUUCACCUUACAAGGUCUCUCUUCGACCAACCUUGCUUUCUCCGACUCUUCGCUCAAGCUACCCUCGACAUUACCCGUACCAAUAAUCAGUCUGCUCCACACGCUCGCCGAACCUUCGUUGCUGUACCGGAGUUUGUCAGCAUUUGUCGACUCUUCAAAAGGUGGUCUAGUCGGUCAGAGCUUGCGCUCUGCGAUUGGUGUCGAGCUCAGGGCAUACCUUGGUCUGGUUGCUACUCUGGAGGCACAGAUCAGAAGGGCUUUGACACAACUGCAAGAGUCGCCUGGAAAUCUGGGUCUUGGAAAGGCUGGCGUGACACUGAAACGAUGCGUUGUCUGGACUCGCGAAGCUACUAUGGGCCUGAGGCUCAUGAGUAUGAUAGUCGAAGAAGCAAAGGAGAAGAAGGGAGGAGAGCUGAUAUCGCUCAUCCACUCAUACGCUUCGUCACAUGGCGACCCCUUCGUCUACACCUUUGCUGAACGACUACUAGUUCACGUUACUCGACCGUUCUACACUAUGCUUCAACACUGGAUCUACGACGGCGAGCUUGAAGAUCCUUUCCUGGAGUUUUUCGUCUACGAAAAUCGUGAUGCCGACAUGGACUCCGACCCUCGUCGUGGUGGCGCAACAAGUGUCUGGGAAGACAAGUACCGUCUCAAAGACAGCAUGAUACCCACCAUAAUCACACAAGACUUUGCUAAAAAGGUCUACCUGAUUGGCAAAUCACUCAACUUCAUCCGCUAUGGUUGUGGCGAUUCAGCUUGGGUUGAAAAUCAUAGCAAGAGCUCUAUGCGCGAGCUUCGUUACGGUGAUACGGCCACACUGGAAUCGUCGAUUGAUUCGGCCUACAAGGGUACCAUGGCUCGCCUGAUCUAUCUCAUGGAAGACAAGUUCAAGCUAUUUGAGCAUCUGGCAGCACUCAAGAAAUAUCUACUUUUGGGACAAGGUGACUUUGUCGCUUUACUCAUGGAAUCUCUGGCUUCGAAUCUGGAUAGACCAGCCAACAGCCAAUAUCGACAUACUCUCACCGCUCAGCUGGAGCACGCCAUCAGGAACAGUAAUGCCCAGUAUGACUCCCCUGACGUUCUUCGCCGCUUGGAUGCUCGUAUGCUCGAGCUUUCUCAUGGAGAAAUCGGUUGGGAUGUCUUUACUCUCGAAUAUAGGGUUGACUCCCCACUCGACGUCAUCGUCACACCUUGGGCAUCAAAACAAUACCUCAAAGUCUUCAAUUUCCUCUGGCGUGUCAAGCGUGUCGAGUUUGCUCUAGGAAGUACCUGGCGACGAACAAUGACCGGUGCUCGAGGUGUCCUGGGCGCUGUUGGAGACAAAGUUGACGGAGAUUGGAAAAAUGCACGAGGUGGCAUUGCCGAGAUGAUUCAUUUUGUCUCACAACUACAGCAUUACAUUCUUUUUGAGGUCAUCGAAGCCGGAUGGGAGGGGCUUCAAAAGGCUAUGCGGACGCCUGACGCUACUUUGGACGAUUUGAUCUCGGCCCAUGGCGCUUAUCUUCGCAGCAUCACAAGAAAAGGUCUUUUGGCUCCAUCGGGCUCGCAGGCCGCAUCAUCUACAGCACCAGAUUUCACUGCUCAACUUCACGAGCUCUUGAAGCUCAUGCUUGCCUACAAGGAUGCAGUCGACAGUCUCUACUCUUACUCCGUGGCAGAAUUCACCCGUCGUCAAGAUCUAGCUGCAAAGAUCGAAACUCGCACUGCAGCAGGUACUUGGGGCGUCACGGAAAAAGACGACAACGACUUCGGGUCUUCACAUAUGAGCGGCAACAACAGAGGCUCCCGCCGCAACAACCGUGAUAACGAUUCACCCAUCCCACCACUCCUACCCCUCGCAAACUCUAGCGGAAACGCGGCAGCAGAUGAAGCAGCUAUCCUCUCUUCGCUACGGGGACGCCUGAAAUCCCUAGCCACGGACUUUAGGGCUAGAGUCAACAUCUUGCUAGGAGAUCUAGCCUACCAGCCAGACGUUGAUAUGAGGUUCUUGGGUGUCGUCAUGAAUUUCAACGAUGUCUAUAGCCCAGUUAGGCGUGGUGGCCGUAGGAGGCAAACUGUCGCCAAAGAACAGCAUGCUGAUAAGGACGUGGUGGAUAAGGGUAAGGAGAAGGUGAGAGAACGAGUCAAGCGGAGUCGUGAAGGCGAAGGUGAGGCUAACGGCGGUGCCUCUAAGGAAGGCUAGAUAGACCUUCUUCAUGCUUCUUGAUGGCGUUAUCAGGUAUAGGGACCUCACAAAGGCUUUGUGCUCCGUGUCUGAACGAUAUUCGACUGGGCUGGUACCCUUGUUCUUGAAGAGCUGCACUUCUAUUCCUGAUUUUGGGCUUCCAGGGCUUGCAGUGGAG
Messenger RNA from Aureobasidium subglaciale EXF-2481, 3000 nucleotides. RefSeq lists its product as uncharacterized. The record is from RefSeq and is a predicted model, not a curated record. The transcript has 4 exons. Lineage: Eukaryota; Fungi; Ascomycota; Dothideomycetes; Dothideales; Saccotheciaceae. Gene Ontology annotation, molecular function: microtubule minus-end binding; gamma-tubulin binding. The coding region runs from base 39 to 2840 and encodes 933 amino acids. Gene Ontology annotation, cellular component: mitotic spindle pole body; equatorial microtubule organizing center; spindle pole. Gene Ontology annotation, biological process: mitotic cell cycle; microtubule nucleation; spindle assembly.